GCUCUCUGCUCCCCUCUCCAUUUUUCAUCUCAUUCGGCGCCGCGGCACCCCCUGCUCGUCACUCGCGAUGGCCCGGAUCAAGGUGCACGAGCUGCGCGGAAAGAGCAAGACGGAUCUGCAAGCGCAGCUCAAGGAGCUUAAAUCGGAGCUCUCCCUCCUACGCGUCGCCAAGGUCACCGGCGGGGCUCCCAACAAGCUCUCCAAAAUCAAGAUCGUGCGCACCUCCAUCGCUCGCGUGCUCACCGUCAUCUCGCAGAAGCAGAAGUCGGCGCUGCGUGAGGCGUACAAGAAGAAGAAGCUUCUCCCGCUCGAUCUCCGCCCCAAGAAGACCCGCGCCAUUCGCAGGCGCCUCACCAAGUACCAGCUCUCCUUGAAGACUGAGAGGGAAAAGAAGCGUGAGAAGUAUUUUCCCAUGCGGAAGUACGCUAUCAAGGCCUAGAUUAGUGAAAGAACAGCUUUUAUCCUAUCAAGUUCUGCCCAGAAGUUUCUUGAGUUUGAUGUACCGCACAUCUAUCGUCAUUACAAUGGAAUGAUGAAAACGAAUAUGUUUUCGGCUUCUACUCCACACAGUCUUUGUUGGCGAUGCUACACGUCUUAUUAAUGAAUUCUUGUCCAUGUGAAACCUUCGUCGGUGAAGUUUCAUGUCUCAUAAGU
Zea mays is the source of this 654-nucleotide messenger RNA. Its product is annotated as 60S ribosomal protein L35. The coding region runs from base 68 to 439 and encodes 123 amino acids. The record is from RefSeq and is marked validated. Lineage: Eukaryota; Viridiplantae; Streptophyta; Magnoliopsida; Poales; Poaceae. Gene Ontology annotation, biological process: maturation of LSU-rRNA from tricistronic rRNA transcript (SSU-rRNA, 5.8S rRNA, LSU-rRNA); translation. The transcript is spliced from 4 exons. Gene Ontology annotation, cellular component: cytosolic large ribosomal subunit; ribosome. Gene Ontology annotation, molecular function: structural constituent of ribosome; mRNA binding.